Messenger RNA from Linum trigynum, 1379 nucleotides. The record is from the annotation of a GenBank genome assembly. Lineage: Eukaryota; Viridiplantae; Streptophyta; Magnoliopsida; Malpighiales; Linaceae.
UUCCCCUCUUUUGCCUUGAGUCGCCCAGCCAUGGAGAUAAAUGAUGUGGAAGAGGAGGAGUUCGAAUUCUCUCGGAAUUACUUUUUGGCGAAAGAGUUGGGCGGCUCCAGUAAGAAAUCCGGCCGGAAGUUCUCCUAUACUGAUCCCGUCGACGAGCAGGAGCUAAGAACGGCCGCCAUCAACCUUGAGCCGAAACAUGAGAGAGAGGUUGCUUCACUUAUGGAGAGAUAUAAGGCGUCGUAUCCUGAUUGGGUCUUUAUGCUCAGGAGCGGUUUUGGAUUUCUUAUGUAUGGGUUUGGUUCCAAGAAGGCCUUGAUUGAAGAUUUUGCUUCCACCUCAUUAACCGAGUAUUCUGUUGUGGUGAUCAAUGGGUAUAUUCAGUCUAUCAAUCUGAAGCAGGUUGUGGUUGCCAUAGCUGAAGUAUGGUGGGAUCAAAUCAAGGCUAAGAGAAGGAACUCUCCUUCUCAAGCUCAAAAACCAUUUAACUCUCGAUCUAUUGACGAUCUUCUUGUUAACAAUAUUGAUGGGCCCAGCUUCAGAGAACCCGAAAGUCAACUCCUUCUUGCACGAAUCGCUUCUUGUACACAUAUCCGCAUCAUUGCCUCGAUUGACCAUGUCAAUGCUCCACUGUUGUGUGACAAGAAGAUGGUUCACACCCAGUUCAACUGGUACUGGUAUCAUGUCCCUACCUUUGCACCUUACAUGGUUGAAGGAGUGUUCUUCCCUUUGAUUCUCGCGCAGAGUGCAAAAACAGCUGCAAUAGUUUUACAGAGUUUGACUCCCAAUGCCCAGGGUGUGUUCAGAGUACUUGCGCAGUAUCAGCUUUCUCAUCCCGACGAAGAAGGCAUGCCGAUUGAAAGCUUGUAUGCAGCCUCGCGAGAGCGGUUCCUCGUGUCAAGCCAGGUUACGUUGAACUCUCAUUUGACGGAGUUCAAGGAUCACGAGUUGAUCAAGACUAGAAGGAAUACUGAUGGUCAAGACUGCGUCUAUAUUCCUCUUGCUAAUGAUGGGUUGGAGAAGUUGCUGGCGGAGAUCAAUCCAUAGCAGUGUCCUGCCCUUCUGUAACAGCGAUGAAGGAUGGAUAAUGUUUUUACUCUAUCGAUCCUUAGGUUUGCUGUCCCAAUCAAUUAUUACACUUGCCAUUGUAAGGAGUUGUAUUUUAGCGAGUAAGCAAAAUGAUACACUGUUAUAGGUCUCGAAACCAUUUCGCUGGUAUUAUGUUAAGAAACUCUGGAACUCAUUGAAAGAUCAUCAGCAACAAGUUCCAUUGUAUAAGUUGAUUUGGAGUAAAACUUGCCCUCCACGCUGUGGUCUAAUAGCUCGACUAGUGAUGUUGAAUGCUAUAACAAUGAAAAGCGACAUAAAUGGGGUAAAGUGUU